UUUGGUUGCUGGACGUCGCAAUGGGCACCGCCAACAGCAAGGACGCGCGGCCGGCCGAGAGCUCGACCUCGGCGAAUACUUCGAACGAGUCGAUGGCCGAGACGGCGCUGGACAUCGUCCUCACGGGCCUCAUGGUGUACACGUCGUACCGCUGCGCCGACUACCUCGUCAAGAGCAUGGGCCCAAUGCUCGACGACUUUUGGAGCGGCAGCGCGAGCAAGGCCAAGCUGAAGCGCCGCCUCCAGAAAGCGCAACGGCCCGUCUUUACAAUGAACCACUACGAGUCGAUCAUCGCCGGCGACCUCGUGGACCCGAGCGAUCUCGGUGUGGGCUUUGACGACAUUGGCGGCCUCGAGGACCAGAAGCGCGAGCUGCACGACCUUGUCGUAUUGCCGCUCCAGUCGCCCGAGUACUUUCAGUCGAAGCUCCUCUCGGUGCCCAACGGGAUUCUGCUCUAUGGCCGACCGGGCACGGGGAAGACGCUUCUCGCCAAGGCGAUUGCCAAGGAGUCGGGCGCGUUCUUCAUCAACCUCAAGAUCUCGACGCUCAUGAGCAAGUGGUUUGGCGAGUCCCAGAAGCUCGUCAAGGCCGCGUUCUCGCUCGCGCAGAAGCUCGCGCCGUGCAUCAUCUUUAUCGACGAGGUCGACUCGUUCAUGGGCGCGCGCUCGAGCGGCGCGUCCGACCCGACGUACAACUCGAUGAAGACCGAGUUUAUGGCGCUCUGGGACGGCUUUGUCGAGAACUCGCCCAACGGCGGCUUUGGCGUCAUCGUCCUCGGCGCGACCAACCGCCCGGCCGACGUCGAUGCGGCGUUUCUGCGGCGCAUGCCCCGCACGUUUGAAGUCGAGCUCCCGAACGCCCAGCAGCGCGAGCAAAUCCUCUCGGUGCAUCUCCGCGGCGAAGCGCUCGGUCCCGACGUUACGCUAUCGCAGUUGGCGCGCGAGACGGACAACUACAGCGGAAGCGACCUCAAGGAACUCUGCCGCGCCGCGCUCAUGCUGCCCGUGCGCGAGCACAUUGAGAUGUGCCGCGAGCACCUCCGCGCCAAGCGUCCACCGCCGAGCGACGUGACGCGCCGCCCGCUCUCGCGCCGCGACUUUGACGUGGCCAAGAAGCGCGUGCAGGCCACGGGCGAGACGGCGUACGCGUACGCGGCGGCCAACGAGCCGCAGCAAGGGCCGCCGAUGAUGACGCCCGAGAUGGUUGCGAUGAUGGCCAUGGGCAUGCAGCACUUUAUGCAGGCGGCCGCGCGUGGCCCGAACAGCAACCACCAGUAGAAGCAUAGUAGAGUAGCAGGUAUGGACUAGACGACUAAGAUGAUGCAUUUCGG
Molecule: messenger RNA, 1330 nt
Organism: Saprolegnia parasitica CBS 223.65
Lineage: Eukaryota; Oomycota; Saprolegniomycetes; Saprolegniales; Saprolegniaceae
Exons: 3
Coding region: 21-1277 (418 amino acids)
Cellular component (GO): mitochondrial outer membrane
Molecular function (GO): ATP hydrolysis activity; ATP binding
Source: RefSeq, a predicted model, not a curated record